AUGGGCAACUCAUCGAGCACGCCCAAGAUAUCCGCCCAGGAUAGGUCAGCCACCAUGUCCCUGUCCGCCGUCGCGACCACUCUUCUGACCCUCGCUANNAGGGCUAUCCUUGACAUGAAGAACCAGCGCGAUAAGCUACACCAAUACCAGAAGCGCAUCACCAUCAUUACCAACCGAGAGAAAGAGAUUGCCAAAGAGUGUUUGCGGAAUGGCGACAAGAGACGCGCUCUACUUGCCCUGAGGAAGAAGAAGUACCAAGAGUCAUUACUCGCCAAAACCGAUCAGCAAUUGGCUCAACUCGAGACCCUCACGAGCGACGUCGAAUUCGCCCUCGUCCAAAAAGAUGUUGUCUUCGGUCUGCAGCAAGGCACAAAAGUCCUGAAAGAGAUACACAAGGAGAUGGGUGGCCUAGAACGCGUCGAGCUCAUCUUGGGCGAGAACGAGGAGGCCCAGGCAUAUCAGAAUGCACGUUACUCUAUUCGCUUGAACAGCUAUACACGCAUACUGACAGUCUUGCAGGAGAUCAAUGAAAUGCUCGGCACGAGGAUGACCAACCAAGAGGAGGACGAAGUCGAGGAUGAGCUCGAAGCUCUAGCGGCAGAGGCAAACAAGCAGAAAAGGCCGAGCACAGUGGAAGAGGGAGUCAUCGCGCCUAUGCCCAAUGCACCUACAGAUGCACCCAAAGAGACGGCAAAAGAACGAGCGGCAAGACGAGCAAGAGAACGAGGGACGGACAACGGUCCCGAGCCUAUACUUGCAUGA
Messenger RNA from Aureobasidium vineae, 762 nucleotides. The record is from the annotation of a GenBank genome assembly. NCBI's taxonomy places the organism in Eukaryota, Fungi, Ascomycota, Dothideomycetes, Dothideales, Saccotheciaceae.